AUGGUAGAGAAUCAUAACGAAACUUUUCAUGCCAAUUUGGAUAUUUUUCGAUCGGAUGAUUGUAUAAAUUCAGGAACGAAUACUAGCAAUGAUAAUAGUAAUGAUAAAAUGAUUGUAAAUCACAACAAUAAUUUAUCAACAGAUGAAAAAAUUUCAACCAUUCUACCUAUGAUGGCAGUUAAUGAGACGAAAGAAAUUAAUGAUGGAAAUAAUUUAUUAAAUUUAAAUAAUAUUGGUGAAUAUUCAAUGGAAAUGUUAGCACGAUUAACAUCAUCAGCUAUAAUAAAUCCAGAAAAUUAUCAUUAUGAUAAUAAUGAUAAUUGUACUAGUGCUAAUGCUAAUGCUACUGGUACUAGUACUGGUGAUAAUGGAAUAAAGAAACAAAAAUCACAAAAAUUUAAACCAUCAAAUGUUUGGCGACAUUUUAUGCGUUUAUCUGAUGGUAAUGUACGUUGUAUACAUUGUGGAAAAAUUUUAAAACGUAAAGAUAGCUCAACAAAAACAAUGUGGGGACAUUUACGAGCAAUACAUUCAAAAGAUCGAGAACGAGAACGAGAACGAGAACAACAACAGCAACAACAGAUUGGUCGAGAUUAUGAUAAAUUAAAUGGAAUUGAAAUGCAAACAAUGGAUGAAUUAGAUCGUAGUAGAAUUAUUACAACACAAAAUUGGCUUGAGCAACGAGUGGGUAUAUUGUGUGAUAAAACACAACAAACACAAUUGAUAAAUAAUGAAUUAAUUGGACAGUUGGAUGAAACAACAACAUCAUCAAUUGAAUCAUUUCGUUGGUCAUCAACUCAACCAUAUAACAAACGUAAUCGUUUAUCACCAUUAAUUUCAAAUGGCUAUACAGCAAAUUUAAAAAAUAUUAAUCAUAAUGCAAUUAAUGAUUGUAUUUAUAAUGGCAAUAGCUUGAAUACAGCAUUUACAACAUUUGCACAAUUAGAUCAGAACACUGAAGAGAAAUCACGUAACUUCUUAUCAUCUAUUCCACAUACAUCUGAAAUAAUCAAUAUCACUGCUGGUUAUACCGGUAACACUGAUCAUCGUCGUUUAUCAUUUAAUGGAAAGUUAGAAGAGAAUAGUAAUGGUAAUGCUUUAGCAGCACUAAAUGCUUCAAACUCUUUGCUAACAUCAAUUCAAAAUCAUUUAAAUGCUACUGAUCAGUCUAUUGCAUCUCUGAGCACAUCGUUAGCACAUAUUUUAGAUUCAUUUUCAAUAUUUGAUCCUGAUUCGAUGGCAAUAUUUAUGCGAACAGCUACUGAUCUUGACUGUACCUUAUCAUUUCACUGUCGUAAUAAUCAACCGCAACUAACUUUUGAGUCAAAUCGUACCGCUGCUAAUGGAUUAAAAGGUGUAAAAGUAUGUAUGACUGAAAUGGACGAUGAAGUGCAAAUUGUAGUGCAAACUAAUGGAACUGAGCUUGAUAAGGAAUGUUGGAAAAAAACGGAUAGAGCACAAUUCCUAUGGGCAAUUCGUGGGAAAUGUCAGAAAAUUCUAACACAGUAA
This is a messenger RNA of Brugia malayi, 1509 nucleotides long. RefSeq names its product BED zinc finger family protein (gene Bma-bed-2). NCBI's taxonomy places the organism in Eukaryota, Metazoa, Nematoda, Chromadorea, Rhabditida, Onchocercidae. Gene Ontology annotation, molecular function: DNA binding. The transcript is spliced from 6 exons. Bases 1 to 1509 code for a protein of 502 amino acids. The record is from RefSeq and is a predicted model, not a curated record.